This is a messenger RNA of Magallana angulata, 1520 nucleotides long. Its product is annotated as homeobox protein TGIF2-like. Gene Ontology annotation, biological process: regulation of transcription by RNA polymerase II. Gene Ontology annotation, molecular function: RNA polymerase II cis-regulatory region sequence-specific DNA binding; DNA-binding transcription factor activity, RNA polymerase II-specific. Lineage: Eukaryota; Metazoa; Mollusca; Bivalvia; Ostreida; Ostreidae. The record is from RefSeq and is a predicted model, not a curated record. The coding region runs from base 131 to 823 and encodes 230 amino acids. The transcript is spliced from 2 exons.
UGCGAUCUCAAGCGAUUGGCACGUGGUUUGCGCGGUUUGUCAGAUCCCGCGUGGUGGAAAGGAAAUUGACAGUUUUGAAAAGAAGAAGGAGCUCAUUUCGAAGUUUUACCUAUUUACACGGACUUUCAUCAUGUCAGAAUCACUUAAGAUGAGACGAGUUCGUGAUUUCAAAUUUGCAAGGCCAUGGGAAAAUGACUAUGACUCAGAUUCCAGGAAGGAUGAUGAUGGUCUAAGUGAUGCAAGACGCAGGCGAGGAAAUUUACCCAAAGAAGCUGUCCGCAUCCUGAAAACGUGGCUGUAUGAACACAGAUAUAAUGCUUAUCCUUCUGACCAGGAAAAGGUUUAUCUCUCAUCAGCUACAAAUUUGACUGUUCUGCAAGUGUGCAACUGGUUCAUAAAUGCUCGUCGGAGAAUUUUGCCAGAAAUGAUUAAAAAGGAUGGCCAGGAUCCUCUCCAAUACACCAUCACCCGCAAGCACAAGCAGUCCCUGUUAGACCGAGUCACAUUCACUCCUGGAGGGUAUGGCUCGGAUAACUCCGGGGAUAAAAAGCUGGUGGAGCCGGAUGGCUACAUGUCCGACUGUGAGGCUUCCUCCAGUGACUUUUCCUCCGAGCCAGAAUCGGCCUCGCCUGAUGUCAGCGAAUCACGAACCAGAGGAGACAGCUUCUCUCAGGAAAACCCCUCACCACCCUCGUCCCCCUCCAGCAAUCCACAGAACGCAGACCUUUUCAAGUCGUUUUUCAUGCUGGUUGAUGUGGCUCUGAAUCAGAUUCCUAAAGAAUCGGGCAGCGAGACGACCGACUCCUCCAACUCCUCAGUGUAGUUGUGGGAGUGACUGCCAAUGCAUGUUUAAAUGAUUCACUUCUUGUAUAUGCUCAUUCCAAUUUUCAUAAUUCAUAUGUUUAUAUAUCAAUACAUAUUUACAUUUAUUGUUGAAUCAUGUUAAAAAUGCAGUUUUUUGACCUACAGACUAAAAACAUCAAGAUCUAAUAACUGGUGAAAAGUAAUCAGGUUGUGCAAUAGGCAUAUUAAAUUUUUGCAGGUAAUUAAGCUGUAAACUGAUAAUGUUAGGCCAUUUGUGUUCAUCGAUAGUAAAUCCCAAGCAAUGAGAAGUGAUGUCUUGUAAAUAUGAUACAUAGUAGAUGAUAGACUUUGUGUGGUCUUGUGCCAUGAUAUUGCAAUAGUAUAUUGAAUUGCUUUUCAUUGAAUACGAUUUGUGCUAAAUUCUUUGUGAUUUAAAAAUGUUGCUGAUGGGAUGGAUUUUUGUGAUCGAAAUUCUUUUUAUUAGAUUUUUAACUAUCUCUACUUAUUGGAUCAUGUUUUUGAGUUAUAUGACAGUUAAACUGUGACUUUUCUAUGUACUUGUACUACUAAUUCUGCCAUUUUUCUUUGUGUACUUUUACUAGGUUAUGAUUAUGUAUUUAUGAUUAAACCUGUAAAUGAUCUCCGAAUUUUUAAUUGAUGCAUUUCUGUAAUGUUUGUUCAAGGGAUUGUAUACAUUAAAAUAUAUGUAAAUCUGA